AACACACCAGUGGAUCACUGGCUGUAGUUCCGAACCCGAGCAGGUCCCGACAGCUUCUGCUCCCCCUGCGCGCUCCGGCUGACGCACACCACGUGACCGCGUCUCUGCGUGCUGGCGGACUGCAAUGUCCCCAGAGCUGCCCCGGGAGGGACGGAGCAAAGUCACCGAGCCGAGAUCAGCGGCUCUGCCGUCCUGCCGCCGGACCACCUGUUAAAGUCAGAACCUCGCAGAAUAUGGACCGGGACCCGUCCGGAGAGAGCAGCGCGAAGUAGAGUGACGAGGCAUGUUCAACAGCAAGUUGACCGGAACAACCAAAGUCGCGCUGACGGGAAACAGAAGAGUCGCAGUCGGAUUUAACGGAGCUUUCAGUGGACGCUACUUACUGGAAAAUGAAAUUCGCGGAACAUCUUUCAUCCCACAUUACUCCUGAGUGGAGGAAGCAGUAUUUACUGUAUGAGGCGUUCAAGGAGAUGCUGUACGCUGCUCAAGAUCAGGCUCCAUCUACAGAAGUUACAGAUGAAGACACGGUCAAGAGAUACUAUGCCAAGUUUGAGGAGCGCUUUUUCCAGACCUGCGAGAAGGAGCUUUUGAAAAUCAACACUUUUUAUUCAGAAAAACUCGCAGAGGCACAGAGACGUUUCGCCACCCUGCAGAAUGAACUGCAGUCGUCUCUGGAUGCGCAACGUGAGAGCAGCGCUCCUCCAGGCCUGCGGAGACGGAAGACAGUGUUCCACCUGUCCCAGGAGGAACGCUGCAAACACCACAACAUCAAGGACCUGAAGCUUGCCUUCAGCGAGUUCUACCUCAGCCUCAUCCUGCUCCAGAACUACCAGAAUCUAAAUUUCACCGGCUUCCGGAAGAUCCUCAAGAAACAUGACAAGAUCCUGGACACCCCUCGCGGGGCGGACUGGCGUGUGGCUCACGUGGAGGUGGCACCUUUCUACACCUGCAAGAAGAUCACCCAUCUGAUCAACGAGACUGAAACCCUGGUGACCACUGAGCUGGAGGGCGGCGAUCGCCAGCGGGCCAUGAAGAGGUUGAGAGUUCCUCCACUGGGAGCAGCACAGCCUGCUCUGGCCUGGACCACCUUUCGUGUGGGUCUUUACUGCGGGGUCUUCAUGAUUCUGGCCAUCGCUUUUGUUCUCACCGGUGCCGUUUUCAUCCACCACGAGAAUGUGUGGCCGCUGGUGCGGAUCUACCGAGGUGGUUUUCUACUGAUCCAGUUCCUCUUCCUGUUGGGCAUCAACACUUACGGCUGGAGACAGGCGGGAGUCAACCACGUUCUGAUAUUUGAGAUCAACCCUCGAAACAACCUCUCUCACCAGCAUCUGUUUGAGAUUGCUGGCUUCCUCGGUGUCCUCUGGUGCAUCAGCAUCCUCUCCUGCCUCUACUCAGAGUACACCUACAUCCCCAUGCAGAUUAACCCUCUCAUCCUCUACGGAUUCAUGGUGCUUUUCCUCAUCAACCCGUUCAAGACCUGCUACUACAAGUCACGAUUCUGGCUCCUCAAACUUCUGUUUCGUGUUUUCACCGCUCCAUUUCACCGGGUGGAGUUUGCAGACUUCUGGCUGGCGGAUCAGCUCAACUCCCUGGUGGUUGUCCUCAUGGACCUGGAGUAUCUGGUCUGCUUCUACAUCUUCGAGCUGCAGUGGAGCAACAGCAAGGGGCUUCUGCCAGCCUUAACAGACUCCAAAGGUUUCGUCUGCCACAGCUACUCGUACGGUCUGCGUGCUAUCAUCCAGUGUCUGCCCGCCUGGUUCCGCUUCAUCCAGUGCUUGAGGCGCUACCGCGACACCAAGAGGGCCUUUCCUCACCUGGUGAAUGCUGGGAAAUAUUCAACAACGUUCUUCGUGGUCACCUUCGCUGCGCUCUACGCCACACACAGAGAGCAAGGCCACACAGACGCCGACAUGUUCUUCUACCUGCUGAUCGUGUUCUCCACCAUCAGCUCUCUGUACACUCUGAUCUGGGACCUGCGGAUGGACUGGGGUCUGUUUGACCGUGGAGCCGGCGAAAACACUUUUCUCCGAGAGGAAAUUGUGUAUCCACACAAGGCUUAUUACUACUGCGCCAUCAUAGAGGACGUCAUCCUCCGUUUCGCCUGGACCAUCCAGAUUUCUCUGACCACGAUGACCAAGAUCCACUCAGUGGGAGACAUCGUCGCCACCGUUCUGGCGCCACUGGAGGUCUUCAGGCGUUUCGUGUGGAACUUCUUCCGCCUGGAGAACGAGCACCUGAACAACUGCGGUGAGUUCCGAGCGGUGAGAGACAUCUCCGUGGCGCCCCUCAACGCCGACGACCAGACCCUGCUGGAGCAGAUGAUGGACCAGGACGACGGCGUCCGGAACCGCUCCGGCAAGAAGGCCUGGAAGAGGUCCUACAGCCUGUCCCUGCGCCGCCCCCUGCUGUCCACCUCACAGUCAAAGAAAGACACGAAGGUCCUGAUUGAUGACACGGACGACGAGGCCUUCAGCUGAGUCACCAACACACACACACACACACGUCAACCUGCUGACCAUGUUCAUAAACCUCAUAGAAGUUUUAUUAACAUAUUCUAAUAGGUUUGACCCGGACAGAUCGGGUCAAAGGUUACCUCAUCUCUACUGUCUGCUUUAAUGUAGGAACACACACACACACACACAAGCAUCUGCAGAAGCACAAGCGUAGAGGAAUAGCACACACACACACACUCUCUCUCUCUCUCUCCUGGAUCGUCCCUGUCCUUCACUCAUUCUUUUCCUUCAACCUCGCGGCUGCUGACGACUGUUUACACUAACUGCUUCAGGACAAACAGGGAAACACAACAGAAGCCAAUAACAGACUCGUGGUGCUUCUCCAGACGCCACGGGUGCAACUCCGACGUCCUAUCAGGAGAAAUCAGCCGGUUUCAGCCCGUUGAUCCUUUUAAUACGCCACCUUUGUUUUCUCAUGUGGAGAGGCACUUGCAGGAAAAGUGCACCUCCGUGGAGGAGAGGAGAAGAUCUCUGCUUGCUCUGUCAACGCUCUCUGUUUUCUUCAUGAGUGGACUUUUUCUGUGGUGGACAAGUGCUGCCUGUGUGUCGUUUACACUCGUGAGACGAGUUUCAGCCUCCGCCAUGAUUGUUUAUGUAUUUUAUAAGGUGUGGAAUGUUUUUUUUAAUGUAUCACGUUUUUACUAAAUUGAGUCUUGGAGAUGUUCCAAGCUCUUGGAUCGGUGUGCCAAGCGUCUCUUCUCGCCAGCUAGUGGCUUUGUAGUGUGUUGCUCUUCUCAGUAGACCGACGGCCAAAGUUGUUCUCAUGUGAAUGUUUGUUUUGCCGCCAAGAGUCGUCCUCAAGAUGGUUGGGUUAAGAGUCGCAGGCAGUGCAAACGCCAGUCAUGAUCAUGUGACCACACGCAACACGCCCCACUGACAGUGAAAACAUGGGUCGGCCUUGAACUGGAGGUGACUAUGACAAGACGACAAGACUCUACCGCCGCCACGAUGUAAUGGCUGCGAGCCGAACUAGAUGUGACCUGAAUGAUCGACUAACAGUGGAACAUUUCAAUGAACCAUCACCUCCAGUCAAAACCCUCCAAAAUGACUAAAGGAAACAAGUUUUAUUUCACUUAACAAGGAUCAUGUGACAGGUGAAUGUGUUUUUGCUCAUACUGCUGAUAACCACACACUACUCACUGACAAACUGCAGCUUGUAGACAUCUUUUAUUUAUUGCUGUUUCUCUCCUGCAUGGAGAGAACCAAAGACCAAAUGAACAGAACUAAAUAUCCCUGAAUUAUUGAAUUAUAAAGGGAACCUGUGGCACUCGAAAGAAAGACACCUCUCUAGCCUCAACUUGCCCAUGAGUGGCUCCACAUCAAGCUGGUUCUCUGUUCUUUUUUUGAAAUGAACUGAAUUAAAUUGUUAAAAAUAUGUCUUUCCCUCUCACUGCCAGCGCGAACAAUCGGGGAGACAGAUCCAAACUCACGUGGAAAAAGAUCUUAGGAAGGACUUCAGUCAGUUCAGAAGAGUCCAAAAUGAUUCAAUUUUAAUCUCAUACACUAGUUUGAAAGUGAACUUUUUUUCUGUUGCUCUUUUUUAAUUUAAAAUAAUUUUGAUUUAUCUGGCGGUAUUGAUCAGUUAGAUGUAACCACUGGUUUCUGUCGAUUAUGUGCAUCAUCUCUGUUCAUCUUCACGCCCUGAAGCCAUGUUUCUAGUAGGACAACGUGAGCCACACAUCCAUCAGAGAGCACACAACACAAAGGCAGAUAGUUUUGUACAGAGUCGGUUUAACCUGCAUGCUGCUUUUACUGUCUACAUUGUACAUAAUGACUUUAAUUUAUUUGACCUGAUGUGUAUAUUAGCCGUCAUCGAUGCCUCAGAUUUCGUAUGAGCAGUAUUUUGUAGGCCAUUUUUUGUGACCCUGCACUUUUUCCAUGUGGAAAGCUGUUUUCAACGUGUUUGUAAAAACAAAAAAAAAAGACAAAAGAGGAUCAAAGGUUGUUCUCUUUUAAAAGAGCGUGGUGGUAGAGUCGGGGUGGCGGAUCCUGAAGCUGUGAUGUUGUUUUCCAGUGUACAUUUGUGAAUGUGCAUGAAGAUGUUGUGGACCUGUUGUUGUCCUGCAGACAGAAGCAGUCGACACACGCUGCCGGAGUGUGUCACGUUCGACUGAACACCCAACAAACCAUGUGGUUCCCCCGGACUGCUGUGAAGGUGCUUGAUGUCUGUAGUCUCUCGAUGUAGUUUGUAGCUUCUCUUAUCUAACGGACUGUGAGUGUAGCUGUAGUUCUGUAGCUGAAUGUUCUGAUAAUCUUAAAGGUAUCUCACUGUGGCUAAAUGUGAUUUGAAGAGAUGUUAAGACUUACAGAAAAAAAAAAGAAAACGUCUUAGUUAUUGAGUCAUCCUCCCCUUUCUUCAGAGUAGUUUGUGUAUAACACUGUUCUAUGAUGGUAUUUGUAUUUCUGUACACACUUUUGGUGAUCCUGUCAUAUCUGGGUUUUAUAAACCACAAUUAUUUUCAAAACUUC
Synchiropus splendidus (mandarinfish) is the source of this 4982-nucleotide messenger RNA. RefSeq names its product xenotropic and polytropic retrovirus receptor 1a (gene xpr1a). Gene Ontology annotation, molecular function: inositol hexakisphosphate binding. Gene Ontology annotation, biological process: phosphate ion transport; cellular response to phosphate starvation. Lineage: Eukaryota; Metazoa; Chordata; Actinopteri; Syngnathiformes; Callionymidae. The record is from RefSeq and is a predicted model, not a curated record. The coding region runs from base 390 to 2477 and encodes 695 amino acids. The transcript is spliced from 15 exons. Gene Ontology annotation, cellular component: Golgi apparatus; plasma membrane; cytoplasm.